Penicillium hordei is the source of this 270-nucleotide messenger RNA. RefSeq lists its product as uncharacterized. The record is from RefSeq and is a predicted model, not a curated record. Bases 1 to 270 code for a protein of 89 amino acids. NCBI's taxonomy places the organism in Eukaryota, Fungi, Ascomycota, Eurotiomycetes, Eurotiales, Aspergillaceae. The transcript has 2 exons.
AUGUCUCCACAAUGCAAAGUGAUUGUUCUGGUUCCUCCAGAGUCUCCAGCAUCGGCCUCUAUGUCUUCGUUCCCUUCACCAUCCUCUCCCUAUAGGACUAGUCAGAAUGGUUCGGAACAGGACCCUCCAUCACAGCAGCCUAACUCACGGAAUAUAGGUUGUCUGUGUUAUCCUCACAAUGUCCAUUCUGGGAAUUCUGCGCACUCCACUUCAAGGCCAUGGAUGGACGGGGGGUCAUAUCCGGGAGGCUUCCCUGUUAGGAUGGUGUGA